CAGAAUUCAGAUCUAAGCGAUAUAAUAAUAAAAUCAAACUCAAUCGGGUUGCCAUUAGAUCAAGAAAAGGUGGAUCAAUACAUAAAGGCAAUGUCCGUAAGUGGCAGUGACAAGAUUAAGAAUGAGAAAUUGGCAGCAAUGUGGAUGUAUGCAGCGCAAAUGGGUACCCUACCACCACAAACAACCAAAACCACUUCCAAUGGUAGACGAAUUAUGCUAAUACCCGCUUCAGCAGGUAACAACACUUUACAUGCUACUCCGCCUCCGGCAACAGGUAUGAUGCUACCACCACCACUUAUUGUACCCACAGCGAUGUCUUAUCGUGGUAUGCCUGUACCGUAUGUGCGUCCCAGCUCGUUACUUUAUGCACACCCCAAUAGCAGCUUGAAUGGCACUUACCGUACGCAAAGGAGUACAAAAUCUGCUGACAUACAUAGUCAGCGAAGACGUCGUCGUGCUGGACAAAUGUUGCGUGCAGGAAAAAUGGAUGCAAAUCGACGUCAGCGUCGUAAAUCUGAAGCUGAUGUUAUAGAUGGUGAAGCCUUCCAAUACACAGGCUUAGAUCGUGCUAUCGCCGAUAGCUUUUUAGCUCGACAAGAACAGUCAAAUGCAGGUAGUCAGAUAGAUUAUUCAUCAUCAUCUUCGGCAGCAAGUGGCACCUUUGGAAAGUCAUCACAUUCAUCAAAAGCGAAAAUUGUUUGCAGGGAUGUCGUUAUGUAGAUAAGUGCUUUGUUAAGGAUUUUUGUUUGAAAUCUUUUUUAUACCUACUUUUGCUUGUAAAAGUGUUAACUGGAUCAUUUACUUUUGUAUAUAUAUUUUUAAUGCAUAUCCAAUUUUAUACUGUAUUUCUUCCUCUUUCUACAAUGUCUUCAACCUUUCUUAAAGAUUUUUUUAUAUAUGCAAUGCAUGUGUUUUUAUUAACAUAAGUUGACUUAAGUGUAACAGAUCAGAAAA
Teleopsis dalmanni is the source of this 954-nucleotide messenger RNA. RefSeq lists its product as uncharacterized. NCBI's taxonomy places the organism in Eukaryota, Metazoa, Arthropoda, Insecta, Diptera, Diopsidae. The transcript is spliced from 3 exons. The record is from RefSeq and is a predicted model, not a curated record. Bases 91 to 720 code for a protein of 209 amino acids.